ACUAGUGUAAACUUCCACACAACGGAACAACCAUAAAAAUCAUUGUUCCUCUAAUAAUUUCUCUAAUUUCGCUUUUACUCUUACCAUUUUCAUCAACAUCACCACCACCACCACCAGCACCAGCACCACCACCAGCACCAGUAGCUUCCGUGCUUAUAAAUAGAGGCACCCGCCAGCCAUAUACCCAGCAUCUCGUACACAACUUUCUUGGAUCUUUCUCCCAGUAUUAUACUCUCUUUCUUCUUCGAUCUUUACCCUCUUCCUCUAAUCUUUAAAGAUGUCUCCUAACGCAACAAUGGAACCUCCCAUGGACUCCAAAGCCAGGGCAUAUGUGACUUUCUUGGCUGGCAAUGGGGAUUAUGUGAAGGGUGUGGUAGGCUUAGCCAAGGGUUUAAGGAAGACAAAAACUGCAUACCCUCUUGUGGUUGCUGUUUUACCUGACGUCCCAGAGGAGCACCGCCAGAUUCUUGAAUCUCAGGGCUGUAUUGUCCGUGAGAUUGAGCCCGUGUACCCACCGGAGAGCCAGACCCAGUUUGCCAUGGCUUAUUAUGUGAUUAACUACUCAAAGCUGCGUAUUUGGGAGUUUGUUGAGUAUGAAAAGAUGAUAUACUUGGAUGGAGAUAUACAAGUCUUUGAGAAUAUUGAUCACCUAUUCGAUUCACCAAAUGGGUAUUUCUAUGCUGUUAUGGAUUGUUUCUGCGAGAGGAAUUGGAGGUUCUCUCCACAAUACAAGAUUGGUUAUUGCCAACAGCGUCCUGAAAGGGUUCAAUGGCCAAAGGAGAUGGGCUCUCCGCCUCCUCCCUACUUCAAUGCUGGUAUGUUUGUGUUUGAGCCUAAUCUUUUGACCUACUCUGAUCUCUUGGAGACCCUCAAAGUCACCCCUACAACUUCUUUUGCUGAGCAGGACUUUCUGAACAUGUACUUCAAGGAUGUGUACAAGCCAAUCCCUCCAGAGUACAAUCUUGUUUUGGCUAUGCUUUGGCGCCACCCUGAAAAUGUGGAGUUCGACAAAGUUAAAGUUGUCCAUUAUUGUGCAGAUGGUGGAAAGCCAUGGAGGUACACAGGGAAAGAAGAGAACAUGGACAGAGAGGACAUAAAGCUGCUGAUGAAGAAAUGGUGGGAUAUAUAUGAGGAUGAGUCAUUGCACUACAAGAAUGCUACGGCUGAUCAUGGAAAACUUGGCUCCAUAAUUGCUGCACUGACUGAGGAAGAAGUGGUUGAUCACCAGAGAAGUGCUCCAUCUGCUGCUUAAUUAAAAAAAUACAUUAAUUCUAAUUACUAUAGACAAUAGUACUUAGUUCUUGAGCAGUAGAGUGCAUGUUUUAAGGUAUGAUGUACUAGUGGCUUGUGUUGUGUUAAUUUAUACAUGGUAAUUGCAACCUUGGCACCUAAAAUAAUCCAUGUAAUGUAUUAAUCAUCAAGUUUGAUUAUUAUUAUUAUUAUUAUUAUC
Molecule: messenger RNA, 1450 nt
Organism: Hevea brasiliensis (rubber tree)
Lineage: Eukaryota; Viridiplantae; Streptophyta; Magnoliopsida; Malpighiales; Euphorbiaceae
Product: galactinol synthase 2
Exons: 4
Coding region: 278-1252 (324 amino acids)
Molecular function (GO): glycosyltransferase activity
Source: RefSeq, a predicted model, not a curated record